Zasmidium cellare ATCC 36951 is the source of this 459-nucleotide messenger RNA. RefSeq lists its product as uncharacterized. The record is from RefSeq and is a predicted model, not a curated record. The transcript has 3 exons. The coding region runs from base 1 to 459 and encodes 152 amino acids. NCBI's taxonomy places the organism in Eukaryota, Fungi, Ascomycota, Dothideomycetes, Mycosphaerellales, Mycosphaerellaceae.
AUGUACCUCCUCACCAUCCUGUCCCUCCUGUUCGUCAGCGCCCUGGCACAAGUCGGACCCCAAGCCCAACAGCUCCCAGCUUGCAUUAAAACCUGCGAUCCUCCUGCGAUCGCGUCGGUGAACUGCACAAACGCCGAUCAGUACUGCCAUUGUGUUCGGCAGACGGAGAUCAUUUCAAACAUUUCGGCGUGUGCGGAUGGGGAGUGUAUGAAUCCGAGUGCGAGUCUGUACACUUUCACAACAUUGUUCGGAGAUGUAUGCUCGAAGUUCAACAUCAGCGUUCCAGUGGUUGGAAGCAACUCCUCCGCGAAUGGCACCACAGUGACUCCUCCCUCACCGAGCGGCAGUAUCGUCCCGUACACCGGAUCAGCGACAUCGACAUUCACGAUCGGAUCAGGAAGUCUGAGCAUCUUCCUCCUCGGAGCAUUCAUUACAGCCCUAUCCAGCAUCACCAUAUAA